Lepus europaeus (European hare) is the source of this 2093-nucleotide messenger RNA. RefSeq names its product zinc finger protein 621-like. NCBI's taxonomy places the organism in Eukaryota, Metazoa, Chordata, Mammalia, Lagomorpha, Leporidae. Gene Ontology annotation, biological process: negative regulation of transcription by RNA polymerase II. The record is from RefSeq and is a predicted model, not a curated record. Gene Ontology annotation, molecular function: DNA-binding transcription repressor activity, RNA polymerase II-specific; RNA polymerase II cis-regulatory region sequence-specific DNA binding. The transcript has 6 exons. Bases 321 to 1190 code for a protein of 289 amino acids.
CGUGGAGUUUGGCGGCGUCUCCGUAAGACGUCCGCCCUCUGCGGACUUUCUCGCUGCUCCUGGCGGCUCGCUAGCCUCCUUCCCUCUUGAACUCGGGCCCAAUGGCGACCCUCCCCUCCUUCACCCGGAGCUGGGGGGUGUGGGCCUCGCAGAAGCCGCCCGAAGUGUACGCGCGGCCUUCCAGGGCCGGGGCCCAGUGCGGGGCCACCGAAGCGUGAGCCUCUUUGCUCUCCUCCAAGAGCUCGUCGCGACAGCUUCGCGCGCCCGGAGCUGGCGCUUGCACAUCCCAGGGCAGUGCGUGAGGCCAGGGGUCGUCAGCCAUGCUGCAGCCGGUGUGGCCCCAGGAACCAGUGACCUUUGAGGAUGUGGCUGUGUACUUCACCCAGGACCAGUGGGCCAGCCUGGGCCCUGGGCAGAGGGCCCUGUACAGGGAGGUGAUGCUGGAAAACUAUGCAAACGUUACUUCCCUGGCAUUUUCAUUUCCCAAACCUGCUCUGAUCUCUAAGCUGGAGAGAGGGGAGGCACCAUGCGGCCCAGAUCCCUGGGACACAGAGGGUUUGAGAGGCAUCGGCUCAGGUGGUGAGUUCCAGAUCAAAAAGGAAGUGCCCUCGAUAAAGCAGGAAAGUCCUGAAGAGUCGGAGUCACACAGAGUGCCUGUAGAAGGAUUCCUUGGAAAAUCUGAAUGUUCUGAUUUCAGAAACAAGCCAAGGCAGACUUGCGAUCUAAAUCCAAAUCUGAUACUCCGAGGGGGAAUGAAGUUCUAUGAAUGUAAAGAAUGUGGGAAAAUCUUCAGAUACAACUCAAAACUUAUCAGGCAUCAGAUGAGUCACACUGGGGAAAAGCCCUUUAAAUGUAAGGAGUGUGGCAAAGCUUUCAAGUCCAGCUAUGACUGCACUGUGCAUGAGAAAAACCACAGCGGGGAAGGGCCCUAUGAAUGCAAGGAGUGUGGCAAAGGAUUGAGUUCCAACACAGCCCUGACUCAGCACCAGAGGAUCCACACUGGGGAGAAGCCCUACGUGUGUAAGGAGUGUGGCAAGGCUUUCCGCAGGAGUGCAGCGUACCUUCAGCAUCAGAGGCUGCACACGGGGGAGAAGCUCUACAAAUGGGCCCAAGGACUUUGGUCAUCUUCCACUGCUUUGCCAAGUGCGUUAGCAAGGAGCUGGAUUGGAAGUGGAGCAGCUGCGACUUGAACCUGUGCCCAUAUGGGAUGCUGGUGCUAUAGGUGACUUACCUGCUAUGCCACAAUUCCAGACCCUGUAUGUAUGCUUAAAGACUGUAUUUGUAUAAUAUAUUUUUUUCUUCUGGGUAGACAAUGAAAAUACUCACCCUUUGCCUUGGUCCCUUUUAGGCUUGAACAUCUGUGACUGUAUCUGCAUCAUGGGGUUGCUGGUGUUAGAAGUGCUGGGACAACAUUAAGGUGUGUGAAGGAACUUUGGGGAAGUGAACAUCCCUGUAAUAGGCCAGUGUGGUUAGAGAGAACCAACCUGGGAAGGACAGGAGACACACAAGCCCUGUGGGAGCAGAGUUGGAAUAGGCUUCCCAGGAGGAUUUCAGAAAUGAAUAUAGACUGUUCAGUGGGCCAAUGGUGGAGUAAUACAACUACAGUGGGUGGUCUUUGGCACAGAUCACAGAGGAUCUUAUAUUCUAUGCAAAAGGUCAUGUGAAACAUACUGAAAAGUCUUUGUUGAUAGCAGUCAUCUACAUGAUUGAUAGCAAUCAGGUGUGGACAUGUGUGUAAACAUGAUGGAGUUUUGCCCUUGAUAUGUAGAUUUUUUUGUUGCUUUUGUUUUCUAAAUAAAUGUACAUAACAGCAUUCAUCUUUGUUGCAUCUAUGGUGUCAGUUUUGCUUGGCAGGCAUCUUCAUGUUCUUUUUGCAAGUACUGACUUCCAGAUUUUAUUUACUUAAGGUAGUAUGAACUGUAGUGAGGAAUCUGGUGCAUUACUAAAGAAAUAGGAGGAAUGGUAUAAAUCCAACUUAAGGAAACCCUGAAAAAAAAUCUCUGAAGUUGUUUAUACUUCUAGAAAUUGAGGGACCUGUGUGGUAGGGUCAAUGGCUAGACUUAAGUGGUGGGUUAGUGACAUAGAAUUUUGGA